GUGAUUCAUGACUUCGAAUGCCGUGACGUAGUUGCCUAUAUGACCAGCUGCACCUCAGCCUGUCGAGUUGCUGUGCUGGGUGAGCCUUUUUAUUACUUCCCCUCGUACUCAGGAUGUCGAGUGGUGAGCACCGAAACCAGGGCUCGUCUUCGCUGGCCAGUCCUAGUCCACCACAAGCGAUGAUGGAGCCCGAUGAUCCAUCAGCAGUUGAACCUGCACGUCGUCGGUUAGCUCCAAAGUCUCGCUUCCGUAUAUUUUCUUCCCUUCCAAACCUUUUCUCUUGCUGCAAUUUUAAGCGUCCCAAACCACAUCCAGCGGAUUCAGAACUUGAAGCAAACAGCUUAAACAACUCCGUAGGCCAAUUACCGCCUCUCGAACAGACCAAUGAUAGCACCACCAUCAUCAAUUUGGACAUUUCAAGUAUCUCCAAUAUCCCUGACAAUAAGAAUGAGUAUCGUUGGGCUGUUGUGUAUGAAAAUCAAAGAGGUCUCACCGUUUUCUCGUCACCGUAUUAUUCACACCUAUCACUUCUUCCCAUCGAUCCUCCACAAUUUACCGUUCCGUCCAAGUCUCUGAAACAAUCUCGGCAACCGAACAUCUCUCUCUCUAAUUAUCCCCUUCCUGAUGGCACCUGGCGCUGGGUCUCCAGAUCAUGGAUGAUUGACAUGCGCACAGACUCGGGGGAAGUUCAAUACGACGGUUUUGAGUACAACUGGUUUUUUCGGGAAAACAACUGGCAUGCAGAGAUCGGCAAACUAAGCACAGGUGCCUGGGUGCGGAGAAGACGAUGGGUGAGACUUAUGAUGCGGCCGGCGCAGCACACGACAGGGCACUCGGAGGGAAGUUCAAGUCCAUCCACUAGCAAGAGCAGGCUGUCUGGCCAGCCAUUGUAUACGAGUCUCGUUCAUCCUCAAUCAGAUAUCGCGCUAGACGAGCUCGCUCGAGAGGCCAACCUGGAAUGGGAAGGAAAUGAACAAGACUGGGUGCGCUGUCGUUGCCUGAUGCGAAGACUCGGUAGAGACGGUCGCAAACUUGAGCUUUGGCGCAUGUGGCUUUCGCCACACCUCUCUGAUGUUUCUGAUACCGACCUUGCGCGCAAAGGGAAGCAUCCUGAAUAUGAGUCCUCUCCGUCCAUGAGUUCGGGAAAUAAUGGCUCGGGCAUCCAAAGUCCACCUCUCGAACACUUGGGAACACUUCUCCGAAACCACGGAGAUGCGGUACUCCGAUCGUUUAUCUUCCCAGACUCAAGAGCGCAGUUUAUCAAUCUUAUUAAACGUGCUAGUUUGGCUAGUGAGUUAGGACGAAGCCUUGGAAACGGCUUCUCUUCCACUGAAGUCGACUUCUGGAGCUACUUGAAGGGCUUAGACAAAGUACUUGACAGAGAUGAUCAAGCAGAGCGGAGUCCGGGAGACGACUCGAAGGAAUAACUCUUCAAUAAGGCGUCGUUGCGAAUGAUUUUGGGCUUAAGCAACAGAACCACGGUUCAACUACUUAUGGCCCAUGGGGCAGUAAAUUACUAGCGGAAGGGGGUUCCAGGUUCAUAAGUCGUAUAUAUGUUUAAUUUACUAGUGAUAACACAAAUCUUGGUUGAACUUUUGCCGCU
Messenger RNA from Suillus paluster, 1603 nucleotides. RefSeq lists its product as uncharacterized. NCBI's taxonomy places the organism in Eukaryota, Fungi, Basidiomycota, Agaricomycetes, Boletales, Suillaceae. The transcript is spliced from 3 exons. Bases 114 to 1427 code for a protein of 437 amino acids. The record is from RefSeq and is a predicted model, not a curated record.